Molecule: messenger RNA, 1932 nt
Organism: Oncorhynchus kisutch (coho salmon)
Lineage: Eukaryota; Metazoa; Chordata; Actinopteri; Salmoniformes; Salmonidae
Product: high mobility group protein B1-like
Exons: 5
Coding region: 481-1059 (192 amino acids)
Biological process (GO): regulation of transcription by RNA polymerase II
Source: RefSeq, a predicted model, not a curated record
CAGUGCACACAGGGAGCAGCAUGAGCAGUGAAGAGUCCGACGUCAUCAUCUGGUCACCCUAAAAUAUGGUAGACAUUGGAAGAAUAUAAAAUAUGAAUAUCUUUGGCUGUGAGUGAUGGGGGGGGAUCGGCCUCAGCGAAAAUUAUUUGAAUAAUUAAAUAGAUGUUUAGUGUACAAAAAGUGAUGACAAAAGUGUUUUAUUUGGAAUUUUCAAAACGGACUUCUUCGUUUAAACUGCUGUACCGAAGCAAAACUGUAGGAGCUGUCGAAACCGUACUUCUAGACCGGAACCCUGGCCACCUGACUAAAGCCCCAACUAAGAAGAUCCACAUUUCAAUUGUGGGCUUUUAUUUUGAAGGAUUUAAUAUUACCAUACGAAAGUGACGGGAUUGUUUGUACUUCUGGCGGAAUAUUAAUCACCGUCCCAUUGUUGUUUGUUGAGGCAGCUGGCUAGCUAACUUAGGACCUACACAAGGCACCAUGGGGAAAGAUCCUAGGAAACCGAGAGGCAAGAUGUCGUCAUAUGCUUACUUCGUGCAGACCUGCAGGGCAGAGCACAAGAAGAAACACCCCGAAGCCAGUGUCAACUUCGCUGAGUUCUCCAAGAAAUGCUCAGAGCGAUGGAAGCCCAUGUCUCCUAAAGAAAAAGGCAAGUUUGAAGACAUGGCGAAGCAAGACAAGGUCCGCUACGAGAGAGAAAUGAAGAACUACAUCCCACCCAAUGGCCAGAAAAAGAAGAGGUUCAAGGAUCCUAAUGCCCCCAAGAGACCACCGUCUGCGUUCUUCAUCUUCUGUGCUGACUUCCGGGCCAAGAUAAAGAGCGAGCACCCAGGCCUGUCCAUUGGAGACACUGCUAAGAAGCUGGGAGUGAUGUGGAACAGCUCUGCAGCUGAGGAGAAGAAGCCGUACGAGAAGAAGGCCGCCACGCUGAAGGAGAAAUACGACAAAGAUAUCGCCUCAUACCGCACCAAUGGUAGAGUGGAUACGGCCUCCUCCGCAGCUGCUGACGAUGAAGAAGAUGAUGAUGAGGAAGAUGACGAUGAGGAUGAUGACGAGUAGCCUCUCUGCUGUUGUAGCCUACAUACUUGUUUUAAUGCUAUGUAACUCUAUUGUACACACCCUACAUCUCUGAACAGACCCAGAUGCAACGAGAACACAUUAGGAUGUGUGUAUAUUUAAUGUUCUUAAGAUGGAUGGUGUUAUGCUCCCUUAAAGUUAACACUACAUGUCUUGAAUUUGAUGUUCUGAUAUUUUUGUUGUUGUUCCUGCCCUUGCCUGUGACUGCUUUGGAGGAUUAUGAAACAAUAUGGAAGUAAUAGGUGUGCAACUCUCAAAUCAGAUUUCUGGGUUGGUAGCUAGUGUAUUUGUUUUGUUUUUCCUGUAUUUGUUUGAAAGGAUAUUUUUUCAUGUUUGUCACAAGGUCUUUUUAUUGUUCUUUGAAUACCACUCUAAUUGCAGCUGACAUUCAGGAAUGUCUUAAAUAAAGGUCUUUUUUAAUAAAUGUGUCUUUUUGGAAGAUUUACCAUGAUCUAAGGCAUUUGGUUGAUUUCGAUAAAUAUGUACAUAGUGCCUUCAGAAAGUAUUCAUACCCUUUUGAAUUAUUCCACAUUUUGUUGUCAGACUGAAUUCAAAAUGGAUUAAAUAUUUUUUUUUUUAUCCAUCUACACAAUACCCUAUAAUGACAAGGUGAAAACACGUUUUUAGAUAUUUUAGCUAAUUAAUUAAAUGAAAUACAUUUCUAAUUUACUUAAGUAUUAUGUUCACCAGAGUCAGUAAUUUCAGCUUUGCACACCUGGAUAGUACAAUAUUUGUGAAUUCUUUAAACAAUUAUUCAAGCUCUGAAGUUGGUUGGUUGUCAACCACUGCCAUACAGACAUGUUCAAAUGUGGCUAUAGACUUUCAAGCUGAUUAAAGUCUUAACGUUCAAUCUUG